Messenger RNA from Mesoplodon densirostris (Blainville's beaked whale), 1200 nucleotides. Its product is annotated as signal-regulatory protein beta-1-like. The transcript has 5 exons. Lineage: Eukaryota; Metazoa; Chordata; Mammalia; Artiodactyla; Ziphiidae. Gene Ontology annotation, cellular component: plasma membrane. The record is from RefSeq and is a predicted model, not a curated record. Gene Ontology annotation, biological process: positive regulation of phagocytosis; positive regulation of T cell activation. Bases 19 to 1200 code for a protein of 393 amino acids.
GCUCCUCAGGCUUCCACGAUGCCCAUCCCUGUCUCCUUGUCCAACCAUCCUCCUCCUUGCCUGCUGCUGACUCUACUGCUGGGACUCACAGGAGUGGCAGGUGAGAACGAGGUGCAGGUGAUUCAGCCUGAGAGGUCAGUUUCAGUUGCUGCAGGAGAGAUGGCCACUCUGCACUGCGACAUGACCUCCCUGUUCCCCGUGGGGCCCACCAAGUGGUUCAGGGGCACAGAGCCAGGCCGAGAGUUAAUCUACAGUUUCAAAGGAGGCUCCUUCCCUCGAGUAACAACUGUUGCAGAUACUACAAAGAGAGACAACUUGGACUUUUCCAUCCGCAUCAAUAACAUCACCCCAGCAGACACCGGUAUGUACUACUGUGUGAAGUUCCAGAAAGGAAACCCUGACGUGGAGGUUAAGUCUGGACCAGGCACUCAUCUCACUGUGAGUGCCAAACCCUCUCCUCCUGUGGUAUCAGGCCCCGCAGUGAGGGUCACACCUGAGCAGACAGUGAGCUUCACCUGCAAAUCCCACGGGUUCUCCCCCAGAAACAUCUCCCUGAAAUGGUUCAAAAAUGGCAAUGAGCUCUCAGCCUCCCAGACCAACGUGGAACCAGAGGGAAACGACGUUUCCUACAGCAUCUCCAGCACAGCCAAAGUGUUGCUGGCCCUGGGGGAUGUUCGCUCCCAGGUCAUCUGCGAGGUGACCCACAUCACCCUGCAGGGAGACCCUCCUCUUCGUGGGACAGCCAACUUGUCUGAGACCAUCCGAGUUCCGCCUACCUUGACGAUUACCCAGCACCCCAUGGCGGGGAACCAGGUGAAUGUCACCUGCCAGGUGAACAAGUUCUACCCCCAGCGCCUACAGCUGACCUGGUUGGAGACUGGAAAUGUGCCCCGAAUAGACAUGGCUUCGACCCUCCUAGAGAACACGGAUGGGACCUUUAACCGGACGAGCUGGCUCGUGGUGAACUCCUCUGCCCACAGGGAGGCUGUGCUGCUCACCUGCCAGGUGGAGCAUGACGGACAGCCAGCGGUCACCAAAACCCACACCCUGGAGGCCUCUGCUCCCCAGAAGAACCAGGAUGCAGAUGAACCUCUUGGCCCAGAGCUGUCUUCUCUCCUGGUAGUUCUCCUCCUAGGCCCCAAGGUGCUGUUGGUGAUUGGUGUCUCUGUCAUCUUUGUCCACAGGAAGCAUUGGGCCUGA